AUAAGUCUAAUAACAAAAGAAACUAAACUAUCUGGUAUUUCUGGAGCAACAUACAAUGAAAAAACAACCUUAAUUAAUCAAUUUAGCAAGAAAUUGGAAAACUCUGUUCUUUUAUGUCAAAAUAUCUAUUUCUUUCCAAUUAAUGAACCACGACAUAAAACUAUGUCAAUCCUAAAGAUCAGUGUUGGGAUGUAUGAUCCACCUGAUGUCCCUGAAUACUUUGAGCAGGUUGUAUGGUCAGAAUGUGUGAAACAUAAAAACGAAUCAAUGAAAAACAAAGAUUUAUAUGAAACAAUAACAUUCAUAAAUGGAUAAAAAAAUAAAGAAGAAAUAUUUGAAAUGGUUUUUGCAGACGUAAAAAAAUUACUACCAUAAAAUUUUUCUUACAUCAUUACAUAUAAAAAAAAAUACUUACAACUAGAAAUAAAUAUAUACUAUGAGCUGUACCUGAACAUUUAUUUAGUACUUAGUGAAGACAAAGUUAUGUUAACAUUAGCUAUACAAAAGAAAAUUACUAUACAUACCAGGUUGCUCAUUAUUAAAUGUAAUUAAAAUUA
Messenger RNA from Megalopta genalis, 557 nucleotides. The record is from RefSeq and is a predicted model, not a curated record. NCBI's taxonomy places the organism in Eukaryota, Metazoa, Arthropoda, Insecta, Hymenoptera, Halictidae.